AUGCUCGAGAGAUGGAGAGAGGUCGCUACACAGGUCCAACCACCGUUGCUAGAAAAAGAAACAACCAUGCUUUUCAUCAAUACAUUGAAGGCGCCUUUCAUUACUCAUAUGUUAGGUAACGCAACUAAGAGUUUUGCAGACAUAGUAAUGUCUAGCGAAAUGAUAGAAAAUGCCAUAAGAUCAGGUAAGAUAGAAGUCAGGGAGAACACGAGAAGGUCAGCCCCGAAGAAAAGAGAGAAUGAAGUAGGUAAUGUGAGCUCAGGCUACGCAAAACCGGCCAUUGUUAAUCACUCAAGGGCGAUAGUCACAGCCAAAGAGCCUCACCAAGCGGAGCCUAACAUGAGACAGAAUACAGAGAAGUUUCAAUUUACUCCCAUACCAGUGACAUAUAGGGAGUUGUACAAAAGUCUGUUUGAUGCACAUAUAGUGGCUCCUUUCCACUUAGAGCCGUUGCAGCCCCUAUACCCUAAGUGGUACGAUGCAAAUGCUCAGUGCGAAUACCACGCAGGGAUUACGGGGCACUCGAUAGAAAACUGUACCUCAUUCAAAAGGUGCGUGGAAAGGCUUAUCAAAGCAGAUGUUCUAAAAUUUGAUGAUACACCUGGUACAGGAAAUCCGUUGCCUAGUCAUACUGAUAAAGGGGUAAACGCGAUAAUUGAGAAUGUGGGGAGAAAAGUCAAGCUGAAUAUCGCGGAGGUGAGAACCCCAUUGAAGCUAGUUUGGAAUGAAAUGCAGAAGAGAGGUUUAGUCCCACAAGAGUUGGGAGAUAAAAUCCAAGAUACACGGAACUACUGUGAGUUCCAUCAUGAGAAAGAUCACGAGAUACAGAAUUGUAUUGAGUUCAGAGCCCUAGUACAGGGUCUAAUGGAUAAUAAGGAAUUGGAGUUCUUUAAAUCUAUCGAAGAGGGGGAUGUAUGCUCGCUAGGAGGAGAGUCGAGUGAAGAAGGCGGCAAAGCCAGCCGUCCAAUGAUAAUUAUUUCGAAGCCUAGAGUUAGUGAAGUAGAAGCAAGAAUUACACCAAGAGUUAUAAUCCAGAAGCCAACAGCUUCCCCUUAUAAAGAUAGCCAUAGGGUGCAUUGGAAUUAUAACUGUAGUAUAGCAGUUUCAAAGAAUGAGGGUUCGAUUAACACGCCAAACAUAGAAGCCGAACCAGCAAAAGGGAAACUCGUCAUGUUUAGGCAAGAAGUAGAGAGAUCAGAACCACUAGUUAAUGAGCCAGUAAUGGAAAAGGAAGCCAAGGAGUUCUUGAAGUUCCUAAAACACAGCGAGUAUAAUGUUGUGGAACAACUACACCAACAAUCGGAUCGCAUAUCGGUAUUGGCUCUGCUGUUAAAUUCGGAGGUCCUCCGCAACGCAUUGAUGAAAGUGUUGAACGAAACCUAUGUUGCGGAUGACAUUUCAGUUAACAAAUUGGAUCGUCUCGUCAGCAACAUAAGCGCUGACAAUUUCAUCUCCUUCAGCGAUGAUGAGAUACCACCAGGGGGUAGGGGGUCUAUUAAGGCUCUACAUGUCACUACACGUUGCAAGGGGUAUACACUACCCGGAGUACUAGUUGAUAAUGGGUCCGCAUUAAACGUGUUGCUGUUGGCUACAUUAAACCGUUUACCUAUAGACAGUUCCCAUAUAAAGACGUGUCAGAACAUAGUAAGAGCAUUUGAUGGCACGGAAAGGAAAGUAAUGGGAAGGAUAGAAGUACCUCUUCAGAUUGGCCCAAACACGUACGAGGUAGAUUUCCUCGUGAUGGAUAUUAAGCCUUCCUAUAACUGUCUAUUAGGAAGACCUUAG
Messenger RNA from Gossypium arboreum, 1785 nucleotides. RefSeq lists its product as uncharacterized. Bases 1 to 1785 code for a protein of 594 amino acids. The record is from RefSeq and is a predicted model, not a curated record. The transcript has a single exon. Lineage: Eukaryota; Viridiplantae; Streptophyta; Magnoliopsida; Malvales; Malvaceae.